AGGGACGAGGAGGUGUUUUACUUCGACAUUGACAGAUGCAGAGACAAGUUAACUUUUGAGCAUUUUUAUUUCUAGUCACAGAUCACGGAAGUUUUAAUUUACAUUUAAAUAUUGUUUAUUAACAGAAGUAUAUUCAAUAGAAACUAUUGAUUAACCUGAAGUUGAUUUCUUACUAAUGAGCUGGCAUCAAUAGCAAGUAAGGUCUAAGAGAAAAACAUUUGGAAAGCUCAACGACCGGUGAAGUUAGGUUAUUAAUCAACAUGUCAUAACUUUCAAUUAAAACAUUUGGAACCAUAUUUUUUGGAUCGCAUUACACUUGAUACCAGUCAAAAAUGAGUUCCAUUGAGAGAGAUCCAAAGAAGCGAAGGGUGAAACCAGUGGAACAAGCGUGCGUUCUAGAUUUUGACGAGGAGAGCUCCGACGAUAGUGAUUUUAGAAUUGAAGAUCACCCAGAAGUUAGCGAUGACGACGAUGACUCCUUAGACAGUAAGGCAGGAGAUAAUGAUGAUGCCAGUAGUGAUGAGGAAAAUAUAACAGAUGGAUCCGAUUUGGAUGAGUUGAGAAAUCUGAGUCUCCCUGACACAAAUGGAAUCGGUUCUUUUUCUGAUAUUAUUCGGCAAGCAUCAGUUCAAUCCAAAAUAAAGUUUGAUGACAAGGAUGCACAAAUACUCAUUUGCUGCGGUUGCUUAGGGGAUCAGAGUGACGGGGUUAAUGAAAUUGUCGAAUGUGAUGGAUGUGGAAUUACAGUACACGAAGCUUGUUAUGGCAUUUCGGAAUCUACAAGUAUUGCUAGCACAGAUUCUCUUUCACCAACUACACCUUGGUUUUGUGAGUCUUGCAAAGCUGGUAUCAAAGAACCAGUUUGUGAGCUCUGCCCCAACUCUGGGGGCAUCUUCAAAGAGACAGACGUGGGGAAAUGGGUUCAUCUAGUAUGUGCUCUUUAUGUACCCGGAGUUGCUUUUGGCGAAGUAGACAAAUUAACCAGCGUAACCCUAUUUGAAAUGCCAUACAGUAGGUGGGGUGCUAAAACUUGUUCUCUAUGUGAUGACGAGCGCUUCGCCAGGACAGGGGUUUGUAUAGGUUGCGAUGCUGGAAUGUGCAGAACUUACUUCCAUGUCACUUGUGCACAAAAAGAGGGUUUUCUCUCAGAAGCACAUUCCGAAGAGGUAGAUCAAGCUGAUCCUUUCUACGCCCACUGCAAAAUGCACUCUGACAAGACCUUAGUGAAGAAACGGAAAAGGAACUACCAAGCUCUGCAGUUGCGAACGCACUACAGGAAGUACCAGUUCGAACAAGAGGGGCACAGUGAUAGUCCAGAGCAAGUGAGGAUACGGAGAAAGAUGGACAAGCAGAAAGUGCACUAUCUCAGUUAUAAGGCUAUCAAGCUGCCUCCUUGGGUGCCGACACAGAAGAUGCCGAGGCUGCUAACGACAAGUGCUUCUGCUUGUCGCAAACUGCUACGCAAAGCGGAACUGAUGGGAAUCAACACAAUCGCUCUGGAAAUGCAGGAGAGUCAGGCAGCGGCUCUAAUAGACGUGAGGAAGAAGUGGCACAUCCCGCCCGCUUUCACCGUCGAGUUCAUAGCGUACUAUCUGGACCGCAAUGACAGACUGAAGGAGAUGAAGACAAGCUUGGAAAGGUACAUGGAAGAGAACAAGGUGUUGCUUGCGGACCAGCAACUUUUAAGGGUUAAAUACGACGAAGUUCUCAAGAAGAGCACUGAAGUGACUGCCAAAAAUAAUGAUCUGAAGCAAAACAUCCACAAAUACCAUUCGGCUAUUUUGAGUGCGAGUCCGACAAAGAAUUUGCCUAAUAUUGAUGAUCUCGGCAAACCAGCAGCGGCAAGCAGGGCUCCUCAGCCCAUGAUGGUGCCCACUGCGGCGGCGUUGAAGAUGGGAGUUGGUUUUCCGUUGAAGAACAUUCCUUCCGGUCGAGGGGACAGGGUGCUGAGCAGUCAUGCCAAUAAAGAUCCUCUGAUGCUGAAUGAAUGCGGCAUUUGCAGGCAGCGCCGUGAUCAGCACUUGCUGGCCAAGUGUGACACAUGUCACCUCUUCUACCAUAUGAACUGCCUGAACCCGCCUUUGAGCCGCCUGCCUAAGAAGUCCAAACUGUAUGGCUGGCAGUGCUCCGAGUGUGACAAGACCUCUGAGUCAGAAGUGGAAGAGGUAAAGGCACCCAGGAGGAGCCGCAGCAUCUACAGCAACAGGGAAAACAAGUUUGAUUACGAAGUCCCUUCUCCUCCCAAACUGAAAAUAAAGCCUUUGAGUCCGACCCCAGAACCCAAAUCGCCGCCUUCCAAGGUCGAACCUUCCAAAGUAGAUUCGUUCUCGAAUCUGAUAUCCGAGCUAGCAGAGACUAAUGGCGUUCAGAUCGUCAUGGAUAACGGGUACGAAGGAGGACACAAAUCAGGAAAGAAACGGCGCAGGGAGAAACACCGAAACAGAUACUCCCCUGAUCUGGGAAGAGAGCACAAGAGGAAGAGAAAGAAGAAGAGUCUGGACACGGACGAGUGUCUUCCUCAUCCUAGGAUUACUAUCAAGAUAAAGCCAAUUCCUCUUCCAGCAGGAGAAGUGGCUUCUGAAUCGAACCCUCAGUGUUUUUAUGUGAACAAUGAGGCAGACGACAACGUGCCUCCGCCUUUGCCUCCCAAGCCUGUCGUAGCAGCUUCGGUCCCCGUUCCCGCCAAAAUUGAAAAACGAGAAGUGAGAAAGAGUAGAAGUCCCAGGAUAUCAGAUGCUUCGAAGCCUGUGGAAAAGCAAAAACUUUCACCCAAGAAAAGUACCAGUUCAUCAAACUCUUGUGACGUUUGUCAGCAAGAUGGGUCAACUAACGAUUCCGUCAAGUGUGACGAAUGUUUGAAGAAUUAUCAUUUUACCUGUCUGGAUCCACCCGUCAAGAAAACACCGAAACGAAGAGGGUACUCGUGGCAUUGUGCUGAUUGCGACCCUACGGGGUCCGAGUAACUGGACUGUGCAGGAAAUUAAUUUAUGAAAUAAUAUAAAUGUAGUGUAUUGAAAUAAAUCUAUUAUUGUAAGGAA
This is a messenger RNA of Leptinotarsa decemlineata (Colorado potato beetle), 3038 nucleotides long. RefSeq names its product PHD finger protein 14. Gene Ontology annotation, biological process: regulation of transcription by RNA polymerase II. The record is from RefSeq and is a predicted model, not a curated record. NCBI's taxonomy places the organism in Eukaryota, Metazoa, Arthropoda, Insecta, Coleoptera, Chrysomelidae.